AUGGAAGAAAUAUUUUUAUACAUUGAAAAUAAUGAGGAUUGUCAGUUUUCACUACAAGAGUUAAAAGGUAUUUGCAAAAAUAAAGUUCCAGAUGAUAAAACAAUUAAAAAAAGAUUAAAGUUAAAAUAUGGUAGUAGGAUUAUUAUAACUGAGAAACAAGGUAGCUUAACAAUUAUUUGUUUUAUUGACACUCAGCACGACGUGUUGAAUAAAUUUUGGCAAGACAGUAAACAACAAAAUUUAAAUGAAGAACGAUUUAGGAUAUUAAAUACUGCUGCAGAAAUUCUUCGAGAAGAUAAUAUUCAAUCUGUCGUAUGCAACACUAAAAAUUAUCCUCCACCUAGUCAAAUGUUUGAAAAUAUUAAUAGUGAAAUUCCGGAAUCGUUGACUUAUUUUUUAGAGGUAUUAAUUUUAAAAAAUAAGCGACAUAAAUUGGAACAUUUGAAAUUAAUAUGUACAACUGUAUGUCACUGUAUUAUGGCUGCCAUUCAUCCUAGAUCAUUCAUCUCAAGACUGCAAUUAGGUCUUUCAGUGUUUUCUCAUCGAUGA
Molecule: messenger RNA, 549 nt
Organism: Macrosiphum euphorbiae (potato aphid)
Lineage: Eukaryota; Metazoa; Arthropoda; Insecta; Hemiptera; Aphididae
Source: the annotation of a GenBank genome assembly